UCCGCCGCUGCCGCCCGGUGUCUGCUCCGCCGCUCCGCGCUCUGCGGCGCUCCCACCCUGAACCCGAAGACUCUGCCUCCUCGUUCACCAUCCCGGCUCCCGGACCCCCCUCUACCCGGUGAAUGCACCAGCGCAACUGAAAACAUGACGGGCAUCGCCGCCGCUUCUUUCUUCUCUAAUUCCUGCAGGUUCGGGGGCUGCGGUCUCCAGUUCGAGUCUCUCGCCGAGCUCAUCGUCCACAUCGAGGACAAUCACAUCGACACAGAUCCGCGGGUCCUGGAGAAGCAGGAGCAACAGCAGCCCACUUAUCUGGCCCUCAGCUACAUCAACAGGUUCAUGACGGAUGCGGCGCGCCGGGAGCAGGAGACCAUGAAGAAGAAGGCCACCCCCAAACUGUCCCUGUCCAUCACCGGCGGAAUAUCGAGGAACAGCACGGCCACGCCUCCUCGCCACACGAGCGGUAACCUGACGCCUCCCGUCACGCCCCCAAUCACCCCCUCCUCCUCCUUCCGCAGCAGCACACCUACAGGCAGUGAGUAUGAUGAGGAGGAGGUAGACUACGAGGAGUCGGACAGUGAUGAGUCGUGGACCACAGAAAGCGCCAUCAGCUCUGAGUCCAUCCUCAGCUCCAUGUGCAUGAACGGGGGAGAGGAGAAGCCAUUCGCCUGCCCCGUCCCCGGCUGCAAGAAGAGAUACAAGAAUGUGAAUGGUAUCAAGUACCACGCCAAAAAUGGCCACCGCACGCAGAUCCGUGUGAGGAAACCCUUCAAGUGUCGCUGCGGCAAGAGCUACAAGACCUCGCAGGGCCUGAGACACCACACCAUCAACUUCCACCCACCUGUCUCUACUGAGAUCCUGCGCAAGAUUCAAGGCUAGAGCCCGUGGUCACACCAGUCAACUACCCCAAACAUAGCCCUAUCCUGACUUUCCUUACCCGACCCUUUUAUACCCAUCCCACACACUAAAGGAUCAAGUGCAUGCUUUAAGUUGUUUUAAUUUUUUCAUCUCUUUGUUUAUUUGUGUUAUAUGAUUUUUUUUCUAUCCAUGUUAUAUCACUUGUAUUUUUGAAAAAAAAAAUCUUUGUAGUAUUUUUAUUGUUGUACAUUUGCACAUUCGUAUAUUCUAUCACGUUAUUUUUUUUGUAUUGUUUGACUUACAUAAGGUGCUAACUGUAAAAAAACAACAGAAAGAAAAGACAAAAAAACAAACAAUAUGAAAGAAGAGAGGGGAAACGUAAAAGAAGAAGUGAAACAGAAAGUGCAACCAAGCCCUGCCCCUUUUCCUGCUCGUCUGUGAGUGGGAAGAAGUUGACAUUAGUGCUGAUCUAAGUUCAGUAGUCGAUACACUCCUUUUCCGUUAGUUCACUGAGCUUAGAUCUGUGCCUUCGCAGUAACUUCUGGGGGUUUAAAUGCGAGAGUUAAGUUAUACUUUAAAUAGUUAUAUUGAUAUAUAAACAAUAGACAGAUAUGUAUGUGUACAUAAAAAUAUAUAAAAGUAUUCAUGAGCAUAUACAUAAAUAGUUAUACUUUAUUUUUAAGCUUCAACUUUUAAGCUUUAUUUUAUAUAUUUUUUUCAGUGUUUUAGAUAGUGUUUUUUUCCCUAUGUAUCAAUAAGUGUUCCUUUCAUUCAUUAUUUGCUGAGACGGCCAGUUUUGUCACCUCAGAGGUGAAACAGCUGGCUGACUUUAGGUUUGGAGAGUCAGGUUUUCUCUCACCGCGUCCUAGAGAUUAGGAGCUAAUACGCCUUUCGGUACGACACACACACAAUAACGACACAUUCUGAAUCGUGUGCGAUGUUUUACUGUUGAUCAGGAAGGGACGCUGAACGUAUUAGAAGACGGCCCAGGUCAGUAACCCAUAUCUUAAACGUUUCAUCCCCACAAGAAGCCAUCCAUGUAUUUCAUAUCUUCAGUGUUUCCUCAUUCAGAGUGCCAGAGCUGUGUUCCAGAGACUUAGCCGUGAAAGCAGGUUAAGCAUCAUAUUGUAUUCCAGUUGCCAAGAUCUUUGUUGUUGUUUUGUUUUUCCAUGAUUGUUGCCAACAGCUCUCCACUGCCAAACAUUGACCAUACCAUGUGCCUGAUGCGGGGUGGGGGUGGGGGUUGUAAUGGUUUCAUCCUGGAGGUCGCCAAACGUGUGGCAAUGAUUUUCUACUUCAUCACGCCUCCAAAAUGUGCGGAUGAGUGGAUGUACAUCAACGGAAUGUUUUCACGCAUGCUUUCUGUGUCGUAACGAGAGAAAUACUGUGUGAAAGAAGAGGGUGGAUUUGUAUUUGAAUGAGAUUACCAUCUACAACCUGUCAUUUGUGUGUGUUGUAGACCAGAGCAUUCCAGUUUAUUGUAUGUACUGUGUGUGUGUGAGAGUGUGAGUGUGUGUGUUUUCAGCAGUAUCCAAGUCAUCAGCCUAUCGAGUGUUACUAUAUUCUGUGUUUUAGUGCUUGGAUCUGUCAUGUUCUCUGUGCCGGGCCGCUGGUUCAACUCCUGUGGAGCAGGAUGGCUGGCUGGCUGGCAGUGUCGCGUCAUGUAGUGUAGCGGUGACCAACUUGUUGCCCCCUGACUGGGAUUUCAUCAUUCAUAUCAUUGCCUCUAGGAAAAAGAGUGGUGCAGCGCCAUGUGCCAAGACACAUUGAUUCGUGACAUCAUUUCCCUCAUUGUGCACAAAGUUUUUAUUCUGCAGAAGGCUCGAAGCAUGAGCUGUUUCUCUUUUGUUCGUUUGAUGGGUACAGUGACCUCUGACAUGCACACACCCUCCUGUCCUCCAAGCUGCUGUUGCCAUGGAAACCACAGGGUUAGAAUGGCAAAGAGACCUUCUUUUAAAUGGACUUUGAUAACACUUGAACACACAACACUUGUCUGUACGAGGCAGAUGCCAGAUUUUUUUUUCUUCUUCUGGUAUUUGUUUAUUUAAACCCCUCAUUUAUUUAGGAGGUUAAGUAAACAUAAAUGAUUUAACCCCUUCAUUUCCUUUUAAUAUUCUUUUCUGAUUAUAGCAAUUACCAUGCAACUGUACUGUACUUGCAAUGCCUUUAAGUGGUGUGCUACCUAACAAAUAAGCACAAAUGUGGCCUGAAAGACAUCCAUGUCCACCAGUAAGUGAACCAAGAUCUCUAAAAUCUUGGUAUCAGUUUCAAUGUACGUCUGUGGACUUAGUACCCUGAAAGUAACCCUGAGAUAAUGGUUUGCGUGUGAUAGAAAAGCUUCAUUCCUGCCUUUCAGCAUAGGGGAAGAGUUUCCGUGGCUGGGAUCAGAGCAGAGACGGGACGAGAUGGACGGAGACAGAGUCUCCUGUCGGAGCUCUGUCAAACACUCGUAAAACCAUCCCCGCUUUACGCACACCGCCGUCGCUAUGGCAGUGGUUGCAGUAUUACACGUGGGAGAGGAGGAGCGGAGGCUGUGUGCAGAAGGAGGAGAUGAGGGAGGGAUUUCAAUAUACUGUGUACAGUGAAUGUAUUGUAACGUGUCUGUUGUCAAGUGCUUUUAAAUUAUAUUUUCGUAUGUAACGUGGAGACCAAUGUUUCAUUUUUGUAUGGGGGGACAACAGGUUCUGAGCAGAGUACUUGUAAAUGAUGUCAAACUGUCUUUCUAUAUAAAAGAGAAGCUGCUUAAAUGUAAACAGGAAAUGACUGAAAAAAACAGCAAAAUAAAGCAAAAAACUCUUUA
Molecule: messenger RNA, 3655 nt
Organism: Siniperca chuatsi (mandarin fish)
Lineage: Eukaryota; Metazoa; Chordata; Actinopteri; Centrarchiformes; Sinipercidae
Gene: jazf1a
Product: JAZF zinc finger 1a
Exons: 5
Coding region: 145-876 (243 amino acids)
Cellular component (GO): nucleus
Source: RefSeq, a predicted model, not a curated record